Molecule: messenger RNA, 2006 nt
Organism: Nylanderia fulva
Lineage: Eukaryota; Metazoa; Arthropoda; Insecta; Hymenoptera; Formicidae
Product: pancreatic lipase-related protein 2
Biological process (GO): lipid catabolic process
Molecular function (GO): lipase activity; serine hydrolase activity
Source: RefSeq, a predicted model, not a curated record
UGAUUACGACACGGCCAUCUCAAUCACAUGUGAACGCUGCUUACGAUUACGGCGUAUCGGUCGGCCAAUCACAGCGCAAGUUUACAAUCUUGAGAUAUUCAAACGCGAAAUUUUUCAAUUGCGCGCCCAAACGGAUCUUCGAAUCCCCGGUCGUGUCGGUGCUCCGAGGACAAAAGCGUAAAAUUGAAGAAGCAACAGCAGACGGCGAUGAUGAUGAACAGUCGCAUGAUGAAGUGCGAUUUUGAGGAGAUGGUUUCAAAGAUCGAGCUUACGAAUCUAAAUUCGACGCGUCUCCUGAUAACCUCGCCUUUAGUAGGAAUAUAUAACGUUGCUUUACAAUACGUACAUGGUUUAUGUUGGAUCUUGCGAUAUUAUUAUCAAGGUUGCACAGCAGGUUUGCAUGGAGAUGGUAUUUCCUUUAUCGCUAUGCACCGUUUGCAAACGAUUUUAUUAACAUUGAUGGUCUCUACAGAAUUCGAGAAAGAUACUAUACCAAGUAAAAAAUCGCUUCGCACCAUCGAACAUAGAAUUACUGGAGAUGUUGCCGGUAGGACCGGUUUAAAAUCUGCGUUACAGUAAUGAACGUAUUAAUGAGUUGAGCGCUCUUAUCAUACUCUCGAGAGCUGGUCGACGAACAAAAAGAAAGAAGCGCGGGAUGAAUGACGAACUGAGAGACAUUAAGCCGAACAAGUUUAAGUAGUAGUAAUCCGGUGUAUCUCGUGGAGACGAGACUGGUGUAUCGUGUAGCAUCCAAUUCAAAGAUAUGUCACUCGUCGAAUUUCUCGCUCUUUCGACCAUCCUUCUCGUCUGGUCAGCGUAUGCAUAUCCGGAAGAUAGACUGAACUUUGAGGCGCGGACAUCAAUUCUCGAGACAAUAUUGGAACGCGAACCAACGGCUUUCAAAUUGUACACCAGGGAGAACCCAUUCGGCGAGGAACAAUUGUUUCUGAACGAUACCGAGGUAUUGUACGCGUCGCACUUCAACGAAAGCAGACCGACCAAGUUCAUCGUUCACGGAUUUAGCGAUACCGGAAACGAAGGCUGGGUACGAGAUCUAGUAAGAGCGUAUCUGCAUUAUCAAGAUGUGAACGUGAUAGUCGUGAGUUGGGGAAUUUUGGCGUCCUACGCUUAUCCGGUAGCAGCCAAGAAUACGCGUCUCGUCGGUGAAUAUUUAGGCCAAUUUCUGGAGUUCUUAAAUCGAGACUCGAAUCUGGAGUACAAGGAUGUGCACAUUAGCGGUCAUAGUCUAGGAUCCUACGUGGCAGGCUUCGCCGGAGCUUAUCUCGAGGGACGUAUCGGAAGAAUAACAGGAUUGGAUCCUGCGAGUCCCCUGUUCGAGACCAUUUCCGGUAUCGUCGAUCCGGAAUAUCGAUUGGAUCCAACCGAUGCUCAAUUCGUGGAUGUAAUCCACACCAGCGGUCCAGCGUUUGGAUUCUUGGCGCCUUUGGGACACGCCGAUUUUUAUCCCAACGAUGGCAAGAUUCCUCAACCUGGAUGCACCUUCAUGCCGACAAUAACUUAUUGUAGCCAUUCACGGGCGCAUCAGAUUAUGACCGAAAGUAUCGGCAGCACACUAGGUUUCAAGGCGAAAAUGUGUGAGAGCUAAAAAUACAAGCAGCAACUUUGCGAUCACAAUCCGAUCGUAUUGAUGGGCGAAUACGCUUCUACAUCGUUACGUGGCAAAUUUUACUUGUCGACCAACGGCGCGCCUCCGUACGCACUACAGUAAACAUUUUAACUAUCGAUUUUGAUUGAUUUUGAUUUUGAGAAUUUUUGCGAACUCACGAUUCGAGAACGAUGUGUAAUAUAAUAAUUUGUACUAGUCAUAUACUUAUCUUAUUUAUGAAAAGUUUUCUAAGCGUGUACCGAAUAUAUAUACUGGCAUCGGAAAUGUAUCUUUAACAUAAUGUUAAUAAUGUGCGUUUUACAUACAUAUAAUUUUAAAAAGAGUACAAAUUACAUUAACUGUGAGUACGAUUUUAAAUCAACAUGCCUUUUAAACAAUU